UGAAAGUGCCUGUGGGCUUCUCCCUGGUGGACUUGCGGGGAGGGAGAUGAGCUCCCGGGCACCCCUUCCAGGGAGGCCGGAGGGACAGGGCAGCACAGAGCCCUCAGAGGGCAAGAGCCACCCCUGGGCCCCGCAGCUGCACCCGGCUGGGAGGAGCCUCCCCCAGGGCUCGCUGCAGACCAUGCCCCUCUCCUCCAAGCCGCUCACGUCCUUCCUCAUCCAAGACAUUCUGCGGGACGGGGCCGACCGCGGAGCUGCGGGGCAAGGGAGGAAGAGCCGGGGAUGCUGCGGUGCCUCUCGCCCGGAGCCUGCGCUGGACGGUGCAAGCUCCGCUCCCCGGCCGCCAGCGGGGAAACCCCUCCCUGAAGGGGUCCCCCCGCCGCCCCAGGAGCGGGCAGGAGAGCCAGCCGCAGGGGCAUAUACGGAGACCGACCUGUCGGACUGUGAAAACCCUCUGAAAUCCUCACUGAGCAACCAAAGGACCCCGAAGCAGCAAAAGCGCUCACGGGCAGCCUUCUCCCAUACUCAGGUCAUCGAGUUAGAAAGGAAGUUCAGCCAUCAGAAAUAUCUGUCCGCCCCAGAGCGAGCCCACCUGGCGAAGAACCUGAAGCUCACUGAAACCCAAGUGAAAAUCUGGUUCCAGAACAGAAGGUACAAGACCAAAAGGAAGCAGCUAGCCUCAGAACUUAGUGGACUCGGUAAGAACUCGGUUUUCCCAGUCCUUAAAGAGGAUGUCGUCUCCAGGGCCGCUCUGAUUUCUGUGUAUAACAGCUACCAGUACUAUCCAUACCUGUACUACUUGAAUGGCUGGAGUCCCUCUUUGUGAUAACUACAGCUAAAGACUUCAAUUUUUCCAAAGAGAAAAGCUCUCUUUUUAUUUUUACUGUUUUGCUUUUUCUAAUAAGGGGGCGGGGGGAAGGAGGAGAAAGCACUUCUGACCAGAUUUUCAGUGAUGCUGAGCACCCUGCAUGCCCUUUUCCCUUUCCGGGGACUUGCAAGGUUCGACACUGCUACAAGUCUAGGAUAACAUUUUCCAAAGCACCCAUUAACAAAUGCCACGCUCUUGUAUAAUGCUUUCCAUGGGUACAACUUACAGUGCUUUAGAAAGGAUUACGAUCUCCAUUCUGCAGAUGGGGAAAUGGAGGUACAGAGCAAUGAAGUGAUUUAUCCAAGGCCACCCAGGGGCAGAGUCAGGAAUAGAACCCAGGCCCCCGAGUUACAGUCCACUAACCUAUAUAGUGUCUGCCCUUUUCUCUCAUUGAAAGUCAAUGGGACUUAAGUCCCACUUUGAAAAGAGACUUAAACACGUGGGAGCCUAGGUGCUUUGGAAAACUUUAGCCCUCCCCACGAUCAGCGUGUAAAAACUAAGUAAUGAUGAUGGUUUUGCACAGCAAUUGUCUCGGCAUGUUCAUCUAGGCCACUAACUCUGUGACACUGCAUAGUAUAUUUUAAUAUUUAAAUACUUGGUCUUCUCAAACAGACCACAGAUGGGACACUGAAUGGGGAAAAAAAAAUGGAGUCUGCAUUUCCCCUCCCCCCCCAUUCAAUGGAAACUAAGAGCCAUGUGGUCCUAAGGUGAAGACUGUGAGAUGUAUUAGAACUGUCAGCCAACGUGACAAACCCCAUUUAAAUUACUGUCAUGAACUGGUCAAUGCAUCUGUACACCACUGCUCUUUACUGGCUAGAAUUAGAACUGCAUAACUACGUGUCAUAGCACCUAUACUGCUAGUUAAAGUAACUUAAGUGGUAAAAGGCCUUUGGUUUGAAGUAGCAAGUUUGCCACUCUCUCUGCUGUGUCACGAAGUGAUAUGUAGCCAUGAUGUGCUGCAUAGUAACAAAACAUGAAAUACUAGGCGACAACAGAGGUUUUACCAUAUGCAAUAAAUAUUGUGGGCAGGAUCCUCGGCCGAUAUCAAUCAAUUCUCUGAUUCUGAAGGAACCAUGCUCAUUUACACCUGCUCAGGUUCUAUAGUCUACACACCAAUGUAUACCACCAGUAACAUGGCAGCAUGUUCCAAACCAGAAGAUAGCACGAAAUUCAGUAUCACAAAGACAGAUCUGUUUUGCAUAUCACCACGCUGAUGCUGUUUGAACAUUAACACACAGAAUUAUUGUAUUAAUAGCCUAAGUUUUCAGCCUUCCUAACAGUUUAAAGAAAAGCAAUUCUGUUUGUAAAAUUAGAUGAGACAAAGCGGCCUAGUGCUUUAGAAGAGACUCACUUUUUCUGUAAGGUUUUCUUAUGAUCACAGAGUUAAAUGAUCUUGUUGUUAUUCACACUCGCCAUUUGAGCAGACUAACAGGAGGCGAUUCCUGCUUCCGUUUGAUACAUACCAUACUAGCUUGAUGCUGCAUGAUGCAGAGCAUCUUCUGAUCCUAUCUUCUUUUGUGGGAAGUGAGAAAGCUCAGCACUUUGCAGUAUACAAGGGAAACAUGGGAUAAAAGCUUUUAUGCAUGGUUGUUAAGUGAAUAGCAAUAUUUUGACCUCUGUUAGUCUGUUCAAAGUAGCAGUGAUGGCUUUUAGGAACAAAGGAAAUGCCUGUCCGUACAUAAAGUUUGAGGUAACAUCUAUUGUGGAGGAAAGAAAGGUUUUAAAAUAGAAAUGAAAUAAAAAUGGGGGGGGGAAGGAAAUUAUGUUAGAUCAUUUAUAAUUUCAGUGGACCAAAUUCUCAGGUAGUACAAAUCAGAACUAUGGCAAUUUAUGCCCUCUGAGCAUAUGUGGCUUAAAAAAAAAUUAGAUAUCUAUCAAGCUCUUUAUAAUGGUACCCAUCUUUGUAGUAUUAAAACCCCCCCAAAAUCACAAAAAGCUAAAGGCCUAAUUUCCCUCCCUUCUCCUCGAGGCAGUUGGGACUGCAUAUUGUUGGAGUGAUUGCUUCCGGAAUGGGAAGUGUAAUAAUUUCUUUUCAGAGACAAGGGGUGUGGGGAAAUGAAGCAAUAUAUUUGAGUAGACCAGCUUCUACUGGGGAAAGAGACAAGCUUUCAAGAUGACACUGAGCUCGUCUUCAGGUCUGGGGAAUUUUUAGAAAUCUUAUUUUUCAUGAAAAUAUACAUUUCAAAAUUGAUUUUUUGUCUCCCUCCUCCCCCAACACAAUAGAUCUGCAAACCACACACACACACACACACACACACACACACACACACACACACACGUAUCCUUACUCAUGCCAGGAGACCUGCGGAAGUCCAGAAGACUCCUAUCGUGAGCCAGGAUUACUUAUGGGAGUAAGAAUUUACAGGAUCAAACCCAUUAAAGUGAACAACUCACCAAUUUAUGGUCAUUGCCACUGUGUGAAUUAUUUGAAAUACAUGAAAGGACAACUGCCCGUUUUCUAACUAGUCGGAAUGUAACUUCUAAUAUCUCUAGAUAACAUUUUUCUUCCAGCUCGUUCUUUAUUUAGAACCUAUUCAUUCUGAAAGGAUUCAGUCCUUUCUCUCAGUCAGCAUUAAGAGUAGAAGGUCAUCCCUGGGCUGUUACAAUAUGUUUCAAACUCAAGCACGCUGCUUAUCCACUUGCCAAAAGAAGUGAUCAUACGAUACUUAGAACAAAAGAUUCCUUAGGGUCCUAUCUUGGGGCCCUGACUCACUUGAGGAGCCCCACUAACUUCAAUGGGAUAUGAUUACUCAAAAGGAGUAAUAGCUGCAGGAGUAAGCACCAAAUGCAGAAAUCCACAGGCACAUUUGGGCCCAAUUGGGCAUACUUUGCACCUUGUUCCAUCAUUUACACCAGUGCAAAACACUUAACAUGCUGAUUUGGUAGCUUUACAUGCCCAUUUUGCACUGGUGUAAAGCUCCUCAUUCUCUGUUGCCCUGUACCUUGUGUGGUCAUUUAAAUCAGUGCAAAGUGGGUGUAAAACGUUGCCUAAUCAGAACGAUACAGUCCGAUUCUUAUCUCACUUAUAUUGAUCUAACUCCACGGAUCUCCAUGAACUUACUUCUGAUUCACACCAGUGUAAAUGUAGUAAUGUCACCUACCUGGUCUGGCUUCAAGCUCUCUGCAGCUUCAGUUUCCCUUCACUUAGUUUCAAUUUCCCGACCUCCUCAGGAAGGACUCACUGCCACACUCCAGUCUCUCCCCUGCACGUAAAAUAUAGGCAAAAAUAUCAACCACAAAAGCAGUUCCUCUGCCCAUCCUGCGCUAUAACGCCCACAGGCUUUCCCCGUUGCCCCUGUGAUGAAAGGAGGGCUCACCCUUCCCUCCAGUCCCCCUGCUUCAGGGCCCACAGCGGAGUUCUCUCAAUCUUUUCAUAGGGAUCACCUUCCCCCUUCCCAGCUGGGUCCGAUAACUGAACAGGGCUGGCCAGCCCCAGACACCCUGGCCCUUAGAGGGGAUAAAGUAGAAGAAUAUGCACCAUAGAGAGUGGCUCACCCAUUUUGCACAGGUGUAAAUGAUAAGGCAGUGAAGAAUUGGGCCCCAUCUGAAGGGUAACAAUGGAUUUGAUCCAUUGUUCCUUAGUAGUCAUGGUAACCGAACACCCACUUGGAUAUUUCACCUGUGACCCAUCUGUUCUGCUCUCAGUUUGUAAAAUAGAACAAAACUCUGUUGGCUAUUCUCACUCUGAACUGCCACCCUUUGUAUUUUUAUGUAAAAAAAUCAGCCCAGUGCAAACGGCUGUUAUUUUUGUAUAUAUAUUUUGAUACUGUUUUUCCAAUGUGCGUAUUGUACUUUGGAAUAAAAAGCCUGUAUUAGA
This is a messenger RNA of Dermochelys coriacea (leatherback sea turtle), 4685 nucleotides long. It is a transcript of the gene NKX3-1, whose product is annotated as NK3 homeobox 1. Gene Ontology annotation, cellular component: nucleus. NCBI's taxonomy places the organism in Eukaryota, Metazoa, Chordata, Testudines, Dermochelyidae. Gene Ontology annotation, molecular function: RNA polymerase II cis-regulatory region sequence-specific DNA binding; DNA-binding transcription factor activity, RNA polymerase II-specific. The transcript is spliced from 2 exons. The record is from RefSeq and is a predicted model, not a curated record. Bases 47 to 826 code for a protein of 259 amino acids. Gene Ontology annotation, biological process: regulation of transcription by RNA polymerase II; cell differentiation.